Molecule: messenger RNA, 586 nt
Organism: Pelobates cultripes (western spadefoot toad)
Lineage: Eukaryota; Metazoa; Chordata; Amphibia; Anura; Pelobatidae
Source: the annotation of a GenBank genome assembly
AUGUCUCCGUGGGUUCUGGCGCAAAACCAGCGUGUAAAGAGAGAGGAGAAGGAAGAGAUACAAACCAGGCUGCACAAGAUGGCUGCCGACCGAGCCCGCGUGGCUCCUUCUCACCCGUCUCCACAGCAGACAGCGAUAUACCCGAAGUGCAGGCAGGGGAAGCCUCCCAAAUACUUACCAAGUUACUGGAGGUUAGAAACUACCUAGCCAGUGAGAUAGCAUGAAGUUUGCAAAAGGUCAAGGCCGAAAUACAAGCCCUGGGGAUGCGCAGGCCGAAAUACCAGCCCUGGGGAUGCGCACAGCGGAAUUGGAACACAGGGUCAACACCACAGUAUCCAACUUGCACUCCAUGGACAGACAGCUUGGAGACCUUGAAAUGCUGGUGGAAGACCAGGCAAACAGGUCCUGGCGCAACAAUCUGCGAAUACGAGGUCUGCCCGAGGCGCCCAAUGAAGGCUCCCUGGUGGACAAGAUGGCACACUAUUUUAAACACCUUUUACCAGACAUCCCCGAAGAAAAAUGGGUAAUCGAUAGGGCACACUGCACGCCCAAAGAGCAGAGGGAUCCCUGCCACUGGAUAUUAUAA